AUGAACAAGAUACUCUCAACCACUCUUUGCUUCGGACUCUCAACUUUGUUAUCUGUAAUGAUCUCUUUAGAAUCAGUGCAUGGACGGCCAUAUCUUAUCCAAGGAAAUGAAUUGUUUCCAGAUAAAGAAGAUACAAAUCAAGAAGCACUAUUGCUGGCUCUACUGAAUAAAAAUGUUGAUUUCCAGAGACCUGCCAACAUUGAUACAGAACUGGCUAACAAAUUGGAAGAACUGAACCAGCUGGAAAAGCUAAAGGAGCAACUCAUGGAGGCAAAGGAUGCUGAGAUGUCCUAUGCUGUAGAUGGUCUGUCCUCUUCCUAUCCUAAUAAGCGAGCUUGCUUUUGGAAAUACUGUGUCUAA
Messenger RNA from Diceros bicornis minor, 360 nucleotides. It is a transcript of the gene UTS2B, whose product is annotated as urotensin 2B. The transcript is spliced from 5 exons. Gene Ontology annotation, biological process: blood vessel diameter maintenance; regulation of blood pressure. Gene Ontology annotation, cellular component: extracellular region. Bases 1 to 360 code for a protein of 119 amino acids. NCBI's taxonomy places the organism in Eukaryota, Metazoa, Chordata, Mammalia, Perissodactyla, Rhinocerotidae. Gene Ontology annotation, molecular function: hormone activity. The record is from RefSeq and is a predicted model, not a curated record.